GAAAAAUUCUACUCACUAUUUCUUUGCACGGAAAACUCCAGGAUCCUCUUAUGAAUAACCACCUUCUUGAAGCAAAUUCAGAGGCCAAUAUUGAGGAAGCUCAAGAAGGUUUCCAUGUAUCAUCUCCGAACCGAAAGAUACCAGAAGGAAAACACAUAAUUAAAUCUAUUGCCAGAGGUUUAGAAAAGCUCUUUCACAAGAAUGGGGAAACUUCAAAAUCCGAUGAUUCUCCGGAGCUGUCUAGUAUAGAAUCUGAAUACGAGGAUUGCGUGGACAACUUUUCUAAUUGUAGCUUUGAAGAGGCUCUUGAGAUGAUGCAGUCAAAAGGCAGUGAACAAGAGAUGCCGGAGAACUUGCGUGGGGGUGUUCUGAUUGAUCAAGCAUAUGCUGUAUCUUCACGUGAUCUCAACGCGUUCCUUUUCGCUCCGAAUUCACAAUUCGUGAGUGAUCUCACACAGCUUCAUGGAACAACCAAUAUGCAGGAGGGGCCUUGGACGUGGAAUUCAGGAGACAUGUCAUGUUUGACCCGAGUUCUUUCGUACACUAAAGCUGCAACAAAGAUGAUGAAGGCGAUUAGGGCCACCGAGGAGCAAACCUAUGUCAAAGCAGAUGGAAAGGAAUAUGCUGUUUUUGUGUCUGUAAGUACACCGGAAGUUCCGUAUGGAAAUUCCUUCAAGGUUGAGUUGCUUUACAAGAUAAUGCCUGGAACGGAGCUAUCAUCAGGGGAAGAAUCCUGUCAUCUUACAAUAUCAUGGGGAGUCAACUUCCUGCAAAGCACAAUGAUGAGAAAUUUAAUCGAGGGAGGCGUUCGACAAGGGCUUAAGGAGAGCUUUGACCAGUUUGCAACUUUGCUUGCUCAACAUUUUAAGAUGCUGGAUUCGACAGUUUUAUCUGAAAAGGAUCAUGUUUUGUCAGCUCUGCAAGCAGAACAUAAAUCAGAUUGGGAAUUGGCGAUUGAGUACUUCUGGAAUGCUUCUGUACUUACCACUAUUUUCAUGGUUUUGUAUGUACUUGUACAUAUAUUAAUCAGUGAAACCAGCCAAGUCCAAGGCUUGGAAUUUUCUGGACUUGAUUUGCCAGACAGUUUUGGGGAGCUCCUCUCUUGUGGGAUUUUAGUCAUUCAAUUGGAACAUGUUUAUAACAUGGUCUUACACUUUGUACAAGCUAGAUUGCAAAGAGGAGGUGAUCAUGGAGUCAAAGCACAAGGUGACGGAUGGGUUCUCACUGUGGCUUUGAUUGAAGGGGUCAACUUGGCAUCCUUAGGUUCCUCAGAUUUAUCAGAUCCAUAUGUGGUUUUCACCUGCAAUGCCAAAACAAGAACAAGCUCGGUGAAGCUCCAAACUCGCGAUCCUCAAUGGAAUGAGAUACUUGAGUUCGAUGCUAUGGAGGAACCUCCAUCAGUUUUGGAUGUGGAAGUUUAUGAUUUCGAUGGCCCGUUUGAUCAAGCUGCCUCACUUGGGCAUGCUGAAAUUAAUUUCUUGAAACACUCAUCUACUGAACUUGCAGACAUGUGGAUCCCCCUUGAGGGGAAGGUCGCUCAGUCUUCUCAGUCUAAGUUGCACUUGAGAAUCUUUUUGGAUAACGCCAAUGGAGUCGAAACAAUUAGGGAGUACUUGACCAAGAUGGAAAAGGAAGUGGGAAAGAAGUUGAGCCUCCGAUCGCCUCACAGGAAUUCG
This is a messenger RNA of Morus notabilis, 1676 nucleotides long. Its product is annotated as C2 and GRAM domain-containing protein At5g50170. Lineage: Eukaryota; Viridiplantae; Streptophyta; Magnoliopsida; Rosales; Moraceae. The record is from RefSeq and is a predicted model, not a curated record. The transcript is spliced from 4 exons. The annotation marks the transcript as partial.